Caenorhabditis remanei is the source of this 759-nucleotide messenger RNA. RefSeq lists its product as uncharacterized. The coding region runs from base 1 to 759 and encodes 252 amino acids. The transcript is spliced from 3 exons. Lineage: Eukaryota; Metazoa; Nematoda; Chromadorea; Rhabditida; Rhabditidae. The record is from RefSeq and is a predicted model, not a curated record. Gene Ontology annotation, cellular component: nucleus.
AUGUCACUUCUUCUCGUUGCGCAUGACGGAUUCAGCGGCUCGGAAGCAGAAGGAAUUGGAGAAAUUCAGAAGACGUCAGAAGAAGAACCUCCAGAAGUUCCAGAAGCAAAUAUACUUCAACCGGAUAGAAAAUUCGAGAAAGAUUCGGAAUUCGCGGUGGCUGGAAUCUUCACAAUGUCUUCUGAACCCCCAACGUCUUCUCUCUUCGUAUUUCCACAGAAACGAGGAAAAAGGGGCGGAGUUGGGGGAAUUCAGAAUCCUGGAGCUGCUGGAGACGUCCCACAACAACAACCACAACCGAGUAGAAAACCGUAUUCUUAUAAUGAUCGAAAGAGAAAAAAUGCGGACGAACGGAGAGAUAUUAAGAAGAAAUUAUUCAUGGAUUUGGGCAUUAUUCGAUCGAGUUCCGGAAUCGAUAACGGAGAAACGAAUCGAGAAGACUCAAUGAAGCGAAAAAUCACGGAGACAAUCGUGACGACAUACUGUGAGAUGUGUGAGCAGAACUUCUCGAGCUCGAAAAUGUUGCUCCUCCAUCGAAGUAAAGUGCACAAUACUCCUUUCAUCGAGUGCCAUCUGUGUCUGAAACUCUUCUCCCAAACGAUUCAUUUCAAUCGACACAUGAAAACUCAUUAUGGACCAAAUGCGAUGAGUCAUGUGCAAUGUGAGCUGUGUGAGAGACAAUUUAAGGAUAAAGAAUCGCUGAAAACUCAUUGGGAUGUGUCGCAUGGAGAGAAGGAACGGUAUAAAUUGAUGCAAUGA